Cordyceps militaris CM01 is the source of this 513-nucleotide messenger RNA. Its product is annotated as homocysteine S-methyltransferase. The coding region runs from base 1 to 513 and encodes 170 amino acids. Gene Ontology annotation, molecular function: S-adenosylmethionine-homocysteine S-methyltransferase activity. Lineage: Eukaryota; Fungi; Ascomycota; Sordariomycetes; Hypocreales; Cordycipitaceae. Gene Ontology annotation, biological process: S-methylmethionine cycle. The record is from RefSeq and is a predicted model, not a curated record. The transcript has a single exon.
AUGCGCGGGGCGCUCGCGGGGGACGCCGCGCUGGCCGCGCUGCCGUUUUGGGUCUCGUGUUUGUACCCCGACGGGCGGCGGCUGCCGGACGGCAGCGACGUCGCGGCCGCGCUGCGCGCCAUGCUGGACCCGGCGGCCGCGCCCGGGCCGCCCGCCUGGGGCGUCGGCAUCAACUGCACAAAGGUCGGCCGGCUGGACGCCCUGCUGCGGCAGUACGAGGCGGGCGUCGAGGCGCUGCUGCGCGAGGGCGCGGCGCGCGCGUGGCCCGCGCUCGUGCUGUACCCGGACGGCACCAACGGCGAGGUCUACGACACGACGACGCAGCGGUGGGAGGUCCCCGAGGCGGCGCGGGAAGGGCAGGAGGAGGGCGGCGGCGGCCCGUCGUGGGCUGCGCAGCUCGCGGCCGUGGUGAGGGCGACGAGGAGCCGUGGUAGAUGGAGGCAGAUUCUCGUGGGAGGGUGCUGCAGGGCGAGCGCAGAGGACAUUGCGGCUUUGCGGGCGGAGCUGUUGUGA